AGCUGAGCAUGAACACUAACUGGGACUCAUAGAGACUUUUUUCUUUCUCCGUGCAAAGUUCGCACUCCUGGCCAACUGAACUCUCCCUGGGAAAUGAGCCAAACUCACCGAGACUUAUCUGGGGGCAGGAUUUGGCCACAGGGGGAGAAACUACGGACAGGCGACGCUGCCAGCAUGUCGCAAAAAAGUGAAGAAAGUCGAGUUUAUUGCUCCCAAAACUCCUCAGGAAGCGGCGCUGGCAAAGACCCCAACAAUGCAGACGCAAACGUUUACGGAUCCGGGCUCAUGAAUGCACAUGAAGCGUGUGCCAUGGAAAAGUACCGCCGUCAUACAGCUGCUGCUCCUCAGGAGCUGUUCGGCGCUGGGUGUCGUGUGGGCGACAGCCCCUCUUUUUCCGCCUGCGCCACAAUAUCAGAAACAGCCCGAGAGCUGUGCAGAGCUGUGUCCGUGUCUCUGGGGCUCACCAUCGAGUCCAGCGACAUCAGCAGCGACAUGGACGCUGCGCUUCCCCCGUGCGCUGCCGGCGAACACCCCGGCGGGGAAGAUGUGUUCAGAGCCGGGACUGUGCCUCUGAGCUGCCCCGGACCUCCGGCUGCUGCCGCCGGCGGCUACAGGUGCACCGAUAGAGAGGAGCGGCCCGUCAAGCAACUGCUCGAAGUGUUCAAAAGUACCGACACUGCCGCGUCUAUGUACCACUUCAAGUCCACUCGGACAUCCGUGGACGAGCAAAACUUCCCACUGUGCGAGGUUGAUGACAUAACUCCAGCGCGCGCUGCCUCCUGCACUUAUGGCCCGUCCGCAGCGGGCAGUCUGUCUCACUUUGAGCACCCAGCUGCCGAGAGAAGAUGCGGAGAAGCUCGGGAAGCCACGGAGAACAAGUUCACUGUUUAUCAGCCUGAACCCUUCAGCGUCCAGGUCAAGUCUGAGGACAAUGGAGCCGCGGCGGCGGCGGCGGUGCUCUGGUCCGGUGACUACACUUUUAACGACAAGCACAACUCUCAGUUUUGGGGCUCGAGGCACUGCAUGAAUGCGCGUGGCACAGGAGCCAGCACCGCGUUCAUUUGUAAUCCUUACGAGCGAAGCGGCGCGCGCUCCGAACGCUGGUGCCCGGCCGGGAUGCUGAGGCCGACUUUUCCCAACACCAGCUACAUGAAGACUGAGAUGGACGAGUGGCUGGAUGUCUCCUACAACGACACCAGGUUUGAGGCUGGCAGAGAGCACAUGUUCCCCAUGGAGUUCUUCUUUCCACCACAGAGGACGUGCCUGAUCUGUUCAGACGAAGCGUCUGGCUGCCAUUACGGUGCGCUCACCUGUGGCAGCUGCAAGGUCUUCUUCAAAAGAGCUGCAGAAGGCAAACAGAAAUACUUGUGUGCGAGCAAAAAUGACUGCACCAUUGAUAAGCUAAGAAGAAAAAACUGUCCGUCCUGUCGGCUGAAGAAGUGUUUUGAGGCUGGAAUGACUCUGGGAGCACGUAAGCUAAAGAAGAUCGGACAACAGAAAAACCCUGAAGAGGAUCAUCCUGUGCAGGACUCUGCUGAGGUGAUCCAGAACAUGUCUCCUAAAAUGAGCCUGAACUUUAACUCCCAGGUAGUCUUCCUCAAUAUCCUGGAGUCCAUUGAGCCUGAGGUGGUGAAUGCGGGACACGACUAUCGGCAACCGGACUCUGCUGCCACACUGCUCACCAGCCUGAAUGAGCUGGGAGAGAGGCAGCUGGUCAAAGUGGUCAAAUGGGCAAAAGGACUGCCAGGAUUUAGAAAUCUCCACAUGGACGACCAAAUGACGGUCAUUCAGCAUUCUUGGAUGGGAGUGAUGGUGUUUGCUCUGGGAUGGAGGUCCUAUAAGAACGUCAACGGAAGGAUGCUUUACUUUGCCCCAGAUCUUGUGUUCAAUGAACACCGGAUGCACAUAUCCACCAUGUACGAGCACUGCAUACGGAUGAGACAUCUGUCACAGGAGUUUGUGCUGCUGCAGAUCACUCAGGAGGAGUAUCUCUGCAUGAAGGCCCUGCUCCUCUUCAGCAUCAUCCCCGUUGAGGGUCUGAAGAGUCAGAAGUACUUUGACGAGCUGCGUCUCACCUACAUCAAUGAGCUGGAUCGGCUCGUUAACUAUCGAAUGGCGACCGGUUGUUCUCAGAGGUUCUACCAACUCACCCGACUCCUGGACUCUCUCCAGAUGACGGUGAAGAAGCUGCAUCAGUUUACAUUUGAUCUUUUCAUCCAGGCUCAGUCACUCCACACCAAGACUUGGCUGCGGACGGAGGGUUAACUGCUCGCUCUCCUCUCUGCGUCGGGGGCCGCUGGAGCAUAGCCAGGGCCCGGGCUAACCAAGUGGACUGGAUCACGUGACUGAAACUGUGCAGCCCUACAGCAUACACAGAGAGGACUCCUCAUACCUUCUCUGUGGGCGGAUGUGGUCUUUGGA
This is a messenger RNA of Solea senegalensis (Senegalese sole), 2421 nucleotides long. RefSeq names its product androgen receptor (gene ar). Gene Ontology annotation, molecular function: zinc ion binding; DNA-binding transcription factor activity; sequence-specific DNA binding. Bases 94 to 2265 code for a protein of 723 amino acids. The transcript is spliced from 10 exons. The record is from RefSeq and is a predicted model, not a curated record. NCBI's taxonomy places the organism in Eukaryota, Metazoa, Chordata, Actinopteri, Pleuronectiformes, Soleidae. Gene Ontology annotation, biological process: regulation of DNA-templated transcription; male gonad development.